AUGUAUGGUAACUAUCUGAAGCUGAAACAUUAUAUAUUUGUGAAACGUGGUGGCCGAGAGAAACGACGAGAGCACGUGUGCGAGCACUGUCAGCGCCAUGGCUUGGGGCACGAUAUGCACAUCAUCGAAGAGCAAAGGAUUCCCGCUCUUCUGGUGCUAGCCAUUCUUGUUCUCUAUACAGCACUUGGUGGAGUUCUUAUGUCGAAAAUAGAACCGUGGACGUUUUUCACUUCAUUCUAUUGGUCAUUCAUUACUAUGACUACUGUAAGCUUUAACUUUUAUCACAUUGACUUCCAUGUCAGGUUUAUCCUGCGAUCAGUCCCUCAUCCCUUCUACAUCAAUAAAGACGUAUUUCAGGUCGGGUUCGGCGAUUUGAUGCCACGUCGUGACGAGUACAUGUAUAUCAUUUUAUUAUAUAUCAUUCUAGGUCAGUUCAGUGUUCGCAGAACUAAUCUUUCGUUUUCUGGACUUUUUGUCCUUCAAAAGCUUAACCUCACCUAUAACCUCAUAAUGUAG
Cylicostephanus goldi is the source of this 516-nucleotide messenger RNA. The record is from the annotation of a GenBank genome assembly. NCBI's taxonomy places the organism in Eukaryota, Metazoa, Nematoda, Chromadorea, Rhabditida, Strongylidae.